Molecule: messenger RNA, 678 nt
Organism: Westerdykella ornata
Lineage: Eukaryota; Fungi; Ascomycota; Dothideomycetes; Pleosporales; Sporormiaceae
Exons: 3
Coding region: 146-532 (128 amino acids)
Source: RefSeq, a predicted model, not a curated record
GAGUCGUUCAUUCUGCCUCUCGUUCUCCUCGGCUUUGUGCGACCAGACGCAGAAUCUUGCCUUUUCUCCUCCGUGCGCGCCUUUUGCCCUCCAGGGCUCCCUCUUCUGCGUCCACAAAUCUACACUCGAAAAAGUCUAAACUACAAUGGCUACCCGCCCCUCGAACGAGAUCCACCGCGUCGCCUCCUACGGCCGCGGCGGUGCCGGAAACAUCAGCACCGACAACCCUUCCUCCCGCCCCUCGGCCAACGACCUCAUCACCCCCACCCUGAAAUCCGACCUCUACACCACCGGCCGCGGCGGCACGGGCAACAUGGCCCGCAACGACCCCGCACACCCGGAGAUUGCGCGCGCGAGCCAGGACGUCGAGGCCCCUCCCCACCGCGAGCCGGAGGGCCCCCACCACUUUGGUCGAGGCGGCGCGGCGAAUGUAGCGACGACGAGUCCGGAGCCGCAACCGGUUCCGCAGGUCGGUGGGAAGAAGGAGGAAGAGGGACGAGGGAAGGAAUUGUUGAAUCGGUUGAAGAAGUAGGGCUUCGGCGGCCGAUGAAGACAAUGUUUCUGGUUUGGGGGCAUCCCCUCCUCCUUUUCUCCUCUUUUCUUUUCCUUUUCUUUCCUGCGAAUUGGCUUCAUACGAUAUCCUCAGGGCUCGGGAAUGGCGAUGGGGUUCUCCGGCUG